GCACCGGAUGCGGGGUCCAUCGCGGAACAGCUACGCCAAGAAGCGUGCGGGAAGCUGAAGAGCUUGGCAGAGUACAGCCCUGCUAUCCGUGCAUGUGGAAAACAUUCCGCUUGGCAGUGCGCCGUUUGGUUACUCGGGGCGGAAGAGCAGCAGAAGUCGCCUGCUGCGCUGGCUUCCUACACUGCCUGCAUAAGCUUCGCCUGGGCUGCUGCGUGGAGCCUUCUGCAGGACGAGGGCCCAAAUGAUCCACAAGCCCAGCAGGUCGAGCCCAACAUCAUCUCCUUUGGCGCGGUUCUCAGCGCUUGUGAGAAAGGCCAGCAGUGGGAAGGAGCCUUGGAGCUCUUGGAACAGCUCGGUUUCGUCUCUGCGGUUGGGCAAAGCCGGUGCCAAGCAAACAUUUUCACCUACAACGCGGCGGUGCGUGCGACUUCCACAGCGAGGCAGUGGGAGCAUGCGGCUAGGCAAGUGGAUGCGUUGGAUUUGCAGCGAACGGGUGCAAUGCUUGUUGGGGAUAGAGCGGUGAGCUAUGGAAGGGCUGCAUCCAUACACGCGGCCCAGGCCAUCGUGCUCGUGAGCGAGAUGCAUGCCGGAGAGGUCAGCCCCGACAAGAUCACCUACAGCUCGGCCUGCUUGGGUUUACCCGCCGAGAGCUGGCAGAAACAGAUCCAGCUGUUGGACGCACGGCUGAGGUUGGAGGCACCAGGCCUUGGGCGUUUACGCCUCGAUCGCCCACCCCUGGCACCCCGGGAUUUCGUGACCAGGAUGUCGCGGCUGCGCUCAGGAGGCCUGGCCACCAGACGCUUCCUCCGAGCCGCCGCACGGCCCUUGAAGAGGAGCAUUCGUGCCAACACGGCUAAGGCCACCGAUGGACUGCCGGACGCAUUGAAGAGGGCCGGCUGCCGACUUCACUCCGUACCCUGGCUCUCCGAGGGCUUCUUCCUCGAGGGAGCUGACAAGCUUGGAGGCAUGAGGGAGCACCUCAGCGGGGCGAUGUAUUUCCAAGAGGCGACCUCCAUGCUGCCUGCCGAGGUGCUCCGAAGAGCCUGCGACCAGCUUGCACCAUUGGAGAGGAGGAAAAGGCCUCUUCUGGCUUUGGACCUGUGCGCAGCGCCUGGCAGCAAGUCCACGCAGCUGCUGAACUGGCUGGCCGAGAGGGGCGACGGCAGCUGCCUAGUCGUGAAUGAGCUCGAUGCAGAUCGAUCUCAGAAGCUGUACGAGAAUCUCUUGAAGUCGGGGUCCACGCAAUGGCUCCAGUUGCGCGGCCUGGGGGAGGAUCUGGGCCGGAAAUUGCCGGAGGUCUUCGAUGCCGUGCUGGUGGAUGCACCCUGCUCUUGCGAGGGCAACAUCCGCAAGUCGCCCUUGUCCUUGCUGGAGGCAGACCGGGAUGAACAGACCCGGGUCGUUGGGACGCAGCUCCGCUUGCUGCGCAGCGGCUGGGGAGCUUUGCGGCCGGGGGGCUGCCUCGUCUACUCGACCUGCACCUUCAACUACUACGAGAACGAAGGACUCUGCCUCAGCUUUUUGCGGGGCCUCGGCUCCAAAGCUCACCGGGCUCACUGUGUGGAUGCAGCAUCCCUGCUAUCGCUUCCGGCUGCCGUCGCCUCAGAGGUUCGUGCACGAGCUGAGGGCAACGGAGCUCUGGAGGAGGAGCUGGGCGCCUUGCGCAUUUUCCCAGAAACCUUCGAUGCAGAGGGGUUCUAUGUCUGCUGCUUUCAGAAGGGGCUGGACAAAGAGGAGCUGGUGCAGGACGUUCCUGCAAGCUCCUGGUCUGCCACUGCCUUGGGAGCUCACUUCGAGCUGGAAAGGCUGUCCAAGGCAGACGGGCGAGCUGUAGAAGAGAAGGCUCGAGCAAAAUUGGGCUUCUGGCCCGCUUCUUGCAAGCCGCAUGAGGUGCCCAGUCAGUGGCGCGGCGCUUCCGGAAUUUGGAUGCUCCCUCAACUUCCUGCAUCUUUGAACCCGGCCCUGCCUCUCGCUGUCCGGCCGGGCAUCUUUCUGGGGGAAGAGGUCGGAUCCGAAAUCGAGUUGUCGAGGGACUUCCUCUUGCUGGCAGGGCAGCGUGCCGCUGUGGCAGCGGCCAAGAU
Messenger RNA from Symbiodinium sp. CCMP2456, 2081 nucleotides. The record is from the annotation of a GenBank genome assembly. NCBI's taxonomy places the organism in Eukaryota, Dinophyceae, Suessiales, Symbiodiniaceae.